This is a messenger RNA of Dibothriocephalus latus, 207 nucleotides long. The record is from the annotation of a GenBank genome assembly. Lineage: Eukaryota; Metazoa; Platyhelminthes; Cestoda; Diphyllobothriidea; Diphyllobothriidae.
AUGUAUUUUGCCCAACCCCCCAACUAUGAUCAGGUCGUACAGAUGAGUGCGCCUACUCCGGCACCCGUGCCAGUGACGAGCGCAAGUGGAUUCCCACAGCCUCCGCAGAUUCCCCUACCGACCUCGCCACAACCACCACCACCACAACUAGCAGCACCGCAACCACCACCAGCCCCCGGCGCUGAAGGCGAACAAGAGAAGAUGUGA